AUGGCAUCUUUAAAUGCUUCUUCUUCUUCCACCACUUCUUCUUCUUGUGAGAGAAGAAUCAUGGCUGUACUCCAAACCCCAAAACUUGAAAGUGUUCGACUGAAGAACUCUACCAGAAACAUGGUGAAGGAAUUAACAAGUAUGGAAGGCCAAUGCACAACCCUUACCAAAAGCAAGUCUACCACCACCACCAUGAGAGACGAAGAGGAGUACCCAACAAUGUCUAUACCCACCUCCAUCUCUGACCUAUACAUAAUCGCUGAUGCCGUGGCCGACAGAGUAGAGAUGCACACCAACAUCAGAGACCAGAGGGACAACUGGAACACCCUCCUCCUCACUUCCAUCAACACCCUCACCCUCACCGGCGCAGCCAUGGCAGCUAUCUCUGCUGCAACAACAACAACAACAACUACAACCAUUCUCCCUUUGCCGCCUCUCAACCUAUCUUCUUCUCUCUUGUUCUCUGCCGCCGCAGGGAUGAUGCUGGUGAUGAACAAGAUCCAACCUUCCCAACUCGCCGAAGAGCAACGUAACGCUGCAAGGCUGUUCAAGCAACUCCAUAGAGAGAUCCAAACAACACUUGCAAUUGGGACGACUCCUACAGCAAGGGAUGUGAUGGAUUCCAUGAAGAAGGUCUUGGCCCUCGACAGAGCCUACCCUCUUCCCUUAAUUGGAACCAUGCUCGACAAGUUCCCUGAAACGGUAGAGCCUGCUGUGUGGUGGCCUUCACCUAAUUCACCUAAUUCUCCACAAGAGAAUGGGAAUGAUAAGGUAGAGAGGAAUGGAUGGAGUGAGAAACUGGAGGAGGAGAUGAAACAGAUAGUUGAGGUUUUGAAGAGAAAAGAUUGUGCGGAAUACAUGAGAUUGGGGAAAUUGGUGUUGAAAAUAAACAACAUUUUAGCUGUUUCAGGGCCUCUACUAGCAGGCAUGGCUGCAAUUGGCUCUGCCUGUGUGGGGUCAGAUCCUUCUGAUGGGGGUGUUCUGGCCUUGGCGGUGAGUGUUGUUGCAGGAGCACUAGCGAGUAUAGUUAAUACGUUGGAGCAUGGAGGGCAAGUUGGAAUGGUUUUCGAGAUGUACAGGAAUUCUGCUGGUUUCUUUAAACUACUUGAGGAAUCCAUUGAAGCUACCUUAGAUCAAAAAGAUGUGGAGAGGAGAGAAAAUGGAGAGUCAUUUGAAUUGAAGGUGGCUCUGAACUUGGGGAGAAGCUUAUCGGAGCUCAGGGAUCUUGCAUCUCAUGCCUUUUUCUAUGAUAAGGCCAGUGACGAGUUUGCAAGCAAACUCUUCUGA
This is a messenger RNA of Telopea speciosissima, 1287 nucleotides long. Its product is annotated as probable F-box protein At4g22030. NCBI's taxonomy places the organism in Eukaryota, Viridiplantae, Streptophyta, Magnoliopsida, Proteales, Proteaceae. Bases 1 to 1287 code for a protein of 428 amino acids. The record is from RefSeq and is a predicted model, not a curated record. The transcript has a single exon.